UUCAAGUUUCAACAAAACAAGUUGAUAUUUGAUAGAUAAUUUGCCCGGUUCACACGAGUUUCCAGUUUUUCACAAAAUAACAAAUCAUGACGAUCAUAAAAGUGGCAAAUGAGAGUGAGGUGAUCAGUAAGCUAAGUAUGUAUGUGGAGAAAAUAUCGAACGACGCUAUUUACAAUCGGGGAAAGUUUUACAUUGGGUUAUCAGGUGGGUCGGUGCUAAAGUUCCUCUGUGAAGGGCUACCGAAGGUCAACACAGUGUGGUCGAAAUGGACCCUGGCGUUCUGCGACGAGCGAGUAGUACCAGAAGAUAACGAGGACUCCACAUUCGGAGUUUACAAGAGGGAACUUAUACCUAAGACUGAAUUAAAAGAGGAGCAAUUUGUUGUAUUGAAACAGGGUGUCUCUGCUGAAGAAGCAGCAAAAGACUACACAGAAAAACUAAAAUCAGCCUUCAACAGUGAAGAAUUCAAAUUUGACUUGCUCCUCCUAGGCAUGGGUCCCGAUGGCCACACUUGCUCCCUGUUCCCGGGACAUCCACUGCUGGAGGAAACCAGCUUGAAGGUAGCGGCCAUCACAGACUCUCCAAAACCACCUCCAGCAAGGAUCACAUUGACAUUCCCUGUUAUAAACUCCGCAAGGAAUUGUAUUUUUGCCAUUAGUGGGGCAGGGAAGGCAGACAUGGUCAAGCGUAUCCUAAAGGAUAAGGAGGACCUGCCUUCAGCUCGCGUGAAGCCGCAAGGUGCGCUGUACUGGAUCGUCGACAACGCCGCCGCCGCGCACAUAUGAAUAAAGUUGCAGACCAAUAUUAGACUUAUGCCUGCAAUAAGAUUGACAUUAGGGUACACAGUCCAGAAAUUUGGUUUCUGUGCCAAUUUGUACCUUGUCACAGUGA
Molecule: messenger RNA, 891 nt
Organism: Cydia fagiglandana
Lineage: Eukaryota; Metazoa; Arthropoda; Insecta; Lepidoptera; Tortricidae
Gene: 6pgl
Product: 6-phosphogluconolactonase
Exons: 4
Coding region: 87-785 (232 amino acids)
Biological process (GO): carbohydrate metabolic process; pentose-phosphate shunt
Molecular function (GO): 6-phosphogluconolactonase activity
Source: RefSeq, a predicted model, not a curated record